This is a messenger RNA of Esox lucius (northern pike), 3236 nucleotides long. RefSeq names its product TELO2 interacting protein 2 (gene tti2). The coding region runs from base 371 to 1912 and encodes 513 amino acids. Gene Ontology annotation, cellular component: cytosol; nucleoplasm; centrosome. NCBI's taxonomy places the organism in Eukaryota, Metazoa, Chordata, Actinopteri, Esociformes, Esocidae. The record is from RefSeq and is a predicted model, not a curated record. The transcript is spliced from 7 exons.
GCCGUCUUCUCCGUACUAUAUCAAUUCAAAGUUACUCUGAUAUAUUUUCAAUAUGAAUGGUUAAUGGUAAAAUUCAAAAACCAUAUGAGGAUACAUUUUAUGCCAAGAAAACAGAGGUAGCGGGUUCUCGCUGGUUUUGAAUAUGUCUACUAGCGCAAUUCCAUGUGGUAACAGCUUGCUAACUUUGGCUAGUUACUCCACCAUUUCGAUGUUUACUGCUAGACAAACGAACGUAGCCAUAUAGCUUGCUGUUGUUAUUAUUAAAUAGCUUGCCCUUAUUAUUGCAAGCCCUUCUUGUAAUUAUGUUAAUGUGUUGUCAGAAAAACAGCAGAUAAUAGUCCAUUGCCAAACAGAUAAUCCAAAGUCUAAAAUGGACUUCUCAGAUAUGCUUCAAGACCUACAACUGGUCAAGACCUCCGAAAAGGAAAAUUCCCCAGGACUUGAAGGGCUGCUAUCACGUCCAGUUUCUGAGGUCCUCUUUCAUGUUCAGGAAAAACUUAAGUCUUCCGGGCUCACCACCGAACAGCAUGGCACAAUCCUUUGCAGUGUGGAGCAAAUGUUCAGACUUGGGGACAAACACUGGCUCAUCUCUGAUUGUUGCCGCAAUGAAAACACAGGCUUGGUGAAAGCUUAUGUGGAAUUUGUGAGCUCACUGACACUGUACGCUGCUUUACCUGUCUGUGAUGAUGACAGUGGUUCUCUGCCAGCAAGUUCCUAUGGGAGCAUCCCGGCUAGAGCCUGUGCGGUAACAUCUGUACUUUUAGCCUUGGUAUUGGCACUUGGGAAUGAAGGAAAGGCUGUCCCCAGCCACUGCCAAGCCCCCUCCUGGGUCUCACUCACAGUUCCACUUGCCCCUCUCUUGUGUGUGUUUGCUGUGACCCAUAUGCAAGAGCAGGCUUGGACCAGCGAAGCCUCCAGAACAGCAGCGUCUAGCCUCUUGGCAUCUUUGGUUAAGGCAGGGUGCUGGGAGCACAUUACACAGCUUCUAUGUGGAAAGGAAAAUAAGUGCCAACCAGGAGUACUUGGCGCCAUCUUAAAGAUCCUGCAGGCAGAUUUGAAAAAGGACAGCUGGAAGCGAAAACAGGCCACUAAGCAUGUGUUUGCCUGGAUCCUCAUGCAGGUUGGCCGGCCAUGGCUGGCAGACUACCUGGAUGUGGUUUUUCCUCCUUCGCUGCUAAUUUCUGAUGAUUACUGCCCUGAGAACCAAGUGCUUGGAAUACGCUGCAUAAAUCACAUUAUCCUCAAUGUGCCUGCCGCCGAUCUCCGUCAGUACAAUCGGGCCCAGGUUCUCUACCAUGCCCUUUUCAACCACCUCUACACAUCUGAGCCCCGGCUUAUUGAGGUCGUCUUGCCUUGCAUUAUAGACCUCCUGCCUGUGUUGGAGAAAACCCCUGAUUGCACUGGGUUCCCCAGAAAACCUAACCGCUAUGAUGACGUGCUGCGGCUGACCCUCACUCACAUGGAGAUGGAACAUAAACUGGUGCUUCGGAGAGUCUAUGCCAGCUGUUUAGUACACUUCAUUAAAAAGAUGGGUAUUGUCAUCGUUCGCCAUCUGAAACGAUUGGAAAGGGUAAUCACUGGUUACCUGGAGGUUUCAGAUGGUCCUCAAGAACAGGCAAGACUGGCUAUACUGGAUGUUUUAGAAAAGACCCUGCUCGUCGCCUGGCCAAGAAUGGAGUGCCGUUUUUCUGUCCUGACAAAAAGUCUGCUGAGGCUGCUGUGUGACCUGUCCACAGAGUCUUUACCCCCACAGGUGAGAGAUGAGCUUGUCACCAAAGCCACUCGCUGUCUGCAGCUUCUGGACCACUGCACCCGGGGAAAGCUAAAGACACUGCUAAAGGAGGUUGACAGCAGCUGCACCACUACUUUGGUGCUAAAGUGCAUUGAGACUGUCACAAUGGAACAAGGAUAACCAUGACACGGACUUGGACAUCAACAUUGUUAAUCGGAAAUGAAGACGGUUCCUAGAUCUCUGUUGCAAAGUGAGGCAGACAAGGUGGAUUUGGUUAGCUGGGCAAGACAAACCUGUGGCCUGUGUUUGUCCAUGGGAUGAAAUCUGUCCCACUGCUAUUUCUGCAAAAGCUUUCGUUUAUUUUGCCCCAAUAUCUCUAUCCACUGAGAGAACCUGUCUCACCACUGUAGUCUUUGCUCUGUGCCACUAAUUGAUCUUUUGACUAAUCAGAUCAGCUCAUUGCCAAGAAUUGGGCUGCCUUUGUAAAUCCAGUAACAACAAGGUGGUUCACACAACUACAGGAUACAUCCAAAAUUAUCAAUUUUCCUUGCGCUCUCCAUUUGCACAAGUGUCUCAAGGCCGAUGGAGUUAAAAUAAGAGAAUGUAGAGGGUAAUUAGACCCUCUAGUGGUCCCUCCAGCAUAUCUGAAAUGAUGUAGCCUUCAUGAACAGAAUUGAAUCCCAUAGAACACCACUUUCUUUGUGAGAAAUUUCAUACAAAAUAAUGGCUAGUUAUGCCUAAUGAUAUAACGUCAUUUUCUCUCUAAUAUGGAGACAUUAGAUAUGUUAAGAUGAAAAGCAUUGUAAAUUAAGUCCUACUGUUAAAUAGGUUUAUAUACCUGAUAAUUUUAAUUUGAGUUGCUUUAUUGAAGUGGAACAUGAGUUGAAUAUUUUAAGUCACAAGUGUAUACUGAUAUUUAUGGGUUUAUUGAUACCCUCAUCACUCUGAAUGCCCUCAGUUUUGUCUGAAACCCAUGAUAAUAAAGGACUUUGCAAUCAAGUCGGUAGGGACCUCUGAUCAGAUGUUCGACUCAGUUCUUGGUCAGUCAGUUUUUAUUUUUACCCUUACUUAACUAUCUACGUUUACUGAGAACCUGGCAAAAUGUAGGAUUUACUUCCCUAGGUGCAGAACAGCUGAUUUUCUUCACCAGGCUACCUCCUGGAUCAGAUGUAGCAACCUUUCAGUUGUUGGUUAUAUACUAUAGCUGCUAGACACCCUGCUGCCCCAAAUGUUUGUGUUUUUUUCCAACUGAAUUCUGCUCAUCCCCCCAUCCUUACUGCAUAAGAAACUAGGCAUUGAUGUCUGGCCUGGUCUACAAGUACUGGAGUGAGAACCAAUCGGUGCAGUAUCUGGAGAGUUAGAGGAACUUCAGCCUCAAGUCAUUGAAGUCAUGAAACACUAACAGCGUGAACCCAAAUAUAGUUUCCCUGGUAGAUGUUCCGUAGUGUAGUAUAUCCCAGAUUUACAUACCAUAGUAAAUCUGGGACACUGCGUUUAGUAUGUU